AUGUCCAUAAACCUAAACUCCCACGCCUUCGCUGGAAACCCACUAAGAUCGAAAACACCCAACAAAAACGACCUGUUUUCACCCACAACCGCACUCGAAACCCUCAAAUCCCGAAUCACCGACAACACCGAUCACCAAUCCCCUAAUUUCAAGGUACUUCCCUUCAGAAACGGAAAGCCACUCGCAACUUCAACUGAUGCUGACUCGUGGAGACUCGGUUGGAUCGGUCUCACAGAGCUCCGUGGAUCAUUGGGUCCUGAGCUGAGCGGUGACUCGUUUGUGUAUCUGGGUUCGGAUUCUGAACAUGAUGCGCUUUACUGGACGAUUGACCUGUCUGCUGAGACUGGGUUUGUGCCUGAAUUUGAUGGCGUACGGUUCAGCUUUGUGGAGCUCAGAACGCUUAUGGUUGCUACUGAUUGGCUUGAUUCCGUAACCAUGGGAAAUUUGUCUAUUGCUGGUCAUGCCAGAGCACUGUUGGAAUGGCAUAAUAUAUCACGUUUUUGUGGACAUUGUGGAGAGAAAACAGUCCCGAUGGAAGCUGGGAGGCGGAAGCAGUGUUCAAAUGAAUCAUGCAAAAAGAGGAUAUAUCCACGACUUGACCCGGUGGUUAUUAUGCUGGUAAUUGAUCAAGACAAUGAUCGUGCUCUUUUGAGCAAACAAUCCAGAUUUGUGCCCAGAAUGUGGAGCUGCUUAGCAGGUUUUAUAGAGCCUGGAGAAAGCUUGGAGGAGGCUGUAAGAAGAGAAACAUGGGAGGAGACUGGUAUUCAAGUGGGAGAAGUUGUAUAUCACAGUUCUCAGCCAUGGCCUGUUGGACCAAACAGCAUGCCAUGCCAGCUGAUGGUUGGAUUCUUUGCAUAUGCUAAAUCUCUUGAAAUUAAUGUGGACAAGCAGGAGUUGGAAGAUGCUCAGUGGCACAGUAGAGAAGAUGUAAGAAAAGCUCUGACAUUUGCAGAGUACAAGAAAGCCCAAACAACUGCGGCAGCAAAGGUGGAACAAAUGUGUAAAGGAGUAGAAAAGACUCACAGCUUGUCUACAGAUUUUAAUGUGGAAAGUGGCGAACUUACACCAAUGUUUGUUCCUGGACCAUUUGCAAUAGCCCAUCACCUUAUCUCCUCAUGGGCAUUCCCAGAUCAAAAUUGCCAUUCAAAACAACUGAGUAGUUCUGUUUCAAAUUUGUAG
Vicia faba (fava bean) is the source of this 1179-nucleotide messenger RNA. The record is from the annotation of a GenBank genome assembly. Lineage: Eukaryota; Viridiplantae; Streptophyta; Magnoliopsida; Fabales; Fabaceae.